GAUUGGUCCGGAGGCUGCCGGCGUGGAGGACAGCGGCGGGGCGCGGAACCGCUUCCGGUUGGGCGGUGCUUGCGCGCCAGAGCUGAGCCGGUGGGUGAGUUGCAGCCGCGGCGUCCUGGGCAGUGGGCGCAACGGGGAGAGAUCUGAUUAUCAUGGACCUGCGACAGUUUCUUACAUGCCUGUCCCUGUGCACAGCCUUUGCCUUGAGCAAGCCCACGGAAAAGAAGGACCGGGUACACCAUGAGCCUCAGCUCAGUGACAAAGUUCACAAUGAUGCUCAGAGUUUUGAUUAUGACCAUGAUGCCUUCUUGGGUGCUGAAGAAGCAAAAACCUUUGAUCAGCUGACACCAGAAGAGAGCAAGGAAAGACUUGGAAAGAUUGUAAGUAAAAUAGAUGGCGACAAGGACGGGUUUGUCACUGUGGAUGAGCUCAAAGACUGGAUUAAAUUUGCACAAAAGCGCUGGAUUUACGAGGAUGUAGAGCGACAGUGGAAGGGGCAUGACCUCAAUGAGGACGGCCUCGUUUCCUGGGAAGAGUAUAAAAAUGCCACCUACGGCUACGUUUUAGAUGAUCCAGACCCUGAUGAUGGAUUUAACUAUAAACAGAUGAUGGUUAGAGAUGAGCGGAGGUUUAAAAUGGCAGACAAGGAUGGAGACCUCAUUGCCACAAAGGAGGAAUUCACAGCUUUCCUGCACCCUGAGGAGUAUGACUACAUGAAGGAUAUAGUAGUACAGGAAACAAUGGAAGAUAUAGAUAAGAAUGCUGAUGGUUUCAUUGAUCUGGAGGAGUAUAUUGGAUGGCAAGCUUACCAAGGAGGAGAUUGUUGACAAAUAUGAUUUAUUUGUGGGCAGCCAGGCCACAGAUUUUGGUGAGGCCUUAGUACGACAUGACGAGUUCUGAGCUGCAGACAGAGGAACCUACAUUUCUUCAAAAGUAAUUUAUUUUUACAGCUUCUGGUUUCACAUGAAAUUGUUUGCGCUACUGAGACUGUUAUUACAAACUUUUUAAGACAUGAAAAGCUGUCUUAAAAAUCCCGUCCCCAUUCCUCCUCCUCUCUGAGGGACUGGAAGGAAACUGUGCUUCUGAGGAAAAACUCUAAUUAGUACACUUGUGUUUGUAGAUUUACACUUUGUAUUAUGUAUAACAUGUGUGUUUAUUUUUGUAUUUGUUCUCUGGUUGGGAGUAUGAUAUGAAGGAUCAAGAUCCUCAACUCACACUUUGUAGGCAAACAUUAGCCCUUCACUCUGUCUCAACCCUUAUCAUAUAAUUUUUAUAAUUCUGUGUUAAUUAAUUUUAAGCCUGAGAUCAAUAAGAAAUGUUCAAGAGAGAGAAGAGGGAAGAAAUAGUCCCCACAAUUUAUAUUUAGAGAGAUAACACUUAAACUUGCCUAUUGAAAAGUAUCCUGCGUAAGUAGGAGGGGCCGAAUAUUUCAUUCAGCUGCUCCAAGUCCAGGUUCUGGCAUUGUCUGGGCAAGGACCGAUCCCUGUGCUGUAAGAAAGCUUGGCUCAACUUGAUUUCAUUCAUUCUUUUUUUUCCUUCCCUGUAAGACUAGCUGUUUGCUAAUUUUGUCAAGCACAGCUGUGGUGGGAAGAGUUGGGGCCACUGUCUUGAAAAUCAAGUACUGAAUGUGAUCUCUUUACAGAGCUAUACAUAGAAACAGCUGGAAAACUAAAGGAAAAAUACAAGUGUUUUUAGGGCACAUGCUUUUUUCUGGGUUGCAUCCAUUGAAGUGCUCAAGACUGUCUUGCCUAUUGAAUCACUGUAAGUGCCCCCAUUCAGCUCCUAUUUCCCCAGGUGUUCCAAGGAAUUAAUCUGCACUGCAGUUAAAAUGUACUCCUUUCCAAUCAUGUCAUUGAAAGUGCCUUUAAUGAGAGAAAUGAUCACUGAAUGAGGAUUCUCUUAAGAAACUCGAAGAUAAAAUAAAGAGAAGAUUAUUUGGACCACCUUAAAUGAAAGCUUAGAACCUCCUAGUGUGGUGGGAUUUUUUUCUUUCCUUUCUCCUUUGGACGGUGGUUAAAUAGCAGUAUUAGUUAGGGGCUUGGUUGCAGUGUUCUUAUCUUGUGGGCUGGUUUCCAAAAACCACAUGCUGCUCAAUUUACCAGGGAUCCUCAUACCUCAGAAUGCUAACCACUUACUACCAGGCCUGUUUCUGUGUCAGCUGGAGAGCUUGAGCUAAGACUCAAAGAUGAGAGGGCUCUUUGGUUUGAGGACCAUCGCUCACCCUUCCUGUCUUCGACCCAUCACUCCCUAUGUUCCCAUCUCCCCACUGCCAAAAAAAAGUUUACCAUGAAUCAACAUGGCCAACCCUGAUCAAAGAGAGGGACAUUGUAGAAGGAGCUGAAGAAACCACCUCUGUUCCCAACUCACUUUACCUAUAUUUUACAUAACAGGAAACUGUCCUUUUUGGUCCCUUUCAUACAGAUGGACCUCUUUUGAGAAGAAUUAUUAUAUUCCAAGUUUUUAGCCCUCAGGUUACUAAGACAAAUAUAUAUAUAUAUAUAUAUAUAUAUAUAUAUAUAUAUAUCCGUUAUUAUUUCAUAUAUCUUUCUGGAUAAUACAUUCAGGUGGUGCUGGGUGAUUAUUAUAAUCUGAACCUAGGUGUAUCCUUUGGUCUUCCACAAUCAUGUUGAGGUGGGCUACGUGGCCUGGUAAAAAGCCAGAUAUCCUGUAACUCCACCCCAGCCUUUAGCAUUGAGCUCUUGAGAGUGGAUACAUUCUUUUAACCCCAGUAUAAGGGAGUGGAAAUUCUCUGCCUUCCAGAUUCCCCAUUUUUAUUGUUAAGAAGAUCAGGGAUAAUUAAUAAUGCCCACCAGCCCUGGCUUGGAGAGGGCAUAUCAUGAAUUGUGUGGCAGGAGAUCCUCAUAGGUCACUAGGUACAGAGAACCCAGGCCUUAUGUUAAAGUCACGCACCUAGAAAGCAAACCUCCAUCUGCUAAGACAGCAACUUCUGGAUGCUGGGUGCUCAUCAGUAAGCAUUGUACUCUAAUCUCUAAUGAUCCCCCUGGAUUUUUUUUUUUUUCUUUUGGUUUAAAUCAAGCCUGAGACUGGUGAACAGUAGCUGCACACCCACAUUGUGUGUUCUGUGAAUGCUAGCUCUCUUGAAUUUGGAUAUUGGUUAUUUUUUAUAGAGUGUAAACCCAGUUUUAUAUUCUAUAAUGCAAACAGGUACCUAUCUGUUUCUAAAUAAAACUGUUUACAUUCA
Molecule: messenger RNA, 3202 nt
Organism: Lipotes vexillifer (Yangtze River dolphin)
Lineage: Eukaryota; Metazoa; Chordata; Mammalia; Artiodactyla; Lipotidae
Gene: CALU
Product: calumenin
Exons: 6
Coding region: 153-827 (224 amino acids)
Cellular component (GO): endoplasmic reticulum
Molecular function (GO): calcium ion binding
Source: RefSeq, a predicted model, not a curated record